CUCUUGAUUCGUUUCUUAAUACUCAUCCUCGAACAAUGUAUUUUACACUUGGAUCUAAUGUAUUUACUUCACCUCAAAACAUUGCUAUCCUUUUAAAAUCUUUUCUUGAAUUGAUUAAUCAAAAUAUUAUUGAUGGUGUAAUAUGGGCUAUCGUAAGAACAAAUGUCACGGAAUUAAUGCCUUUCUCUAAUGUUAACUUUCCUAUAUCGGAUAUUUUAAAUAAUAAUUAUCCUCAUAUUCAUAUUACAAAAUUCGCUCCUCAAUUCGCAAUAUUAUCUCAUGAAAAUACUAAAGUAUAUUUAAGUCAUGGUGGAGCUUCUAGUUGUCAUGAAUCAAUGUAUACUGCUACUCCAAUGUUAAUACUUCCAAUAAUAGGUGAUCAACCUGUAAAUGCUGAAAAGUUAGAGUUGGCUGGUAUGGCGUUAAGACUUUCAAAGUUUGAUUUAACCGUUGAUGAUAUAGUAUUAAAGAUUAAAAGAUUAUUGA
Racocetra persica is the source of this 486-nucleotide messenger RNA. NCBI's taxonomy places the organism in Eukaryota, Fungi, Glomeromycota, Glomeromycetes, Diversisporales, Gigasporaceae. The record is from the annotation of a GenBank genome assembly.